Messenger RNA from Penicillium vulpinum, 975 nucleotides. RefSeq lists its product as uncharacterized. Bases 1 to 975 code for a protein of 324 amino acids. NCBI's taxonomy places the organism in Eukaryota, Fungi, Ascomycota, Eurotiomycetes, Eurotiales, Aspergillaceae. The record is from RefSeq and is a predicted model, not a curated record. The transcript has 3 exons.
AUGUCUCCGGGUCAAAAUGGAAUCUCAUUGCUAUUUUACCACGCAGGCUACUAUGAGAUAGCAUGCAGUAUAAUGGGACAGUUGACGGCUUCCGAUGUUGGCGCCCUCUUAGCUUCACUUCGGAUUACACCAUCCCAGCAUACAGUGGAGACGUUCCUACAGCCACUACGAGACUUUGACUAUACCAUGCGACAGUUUGAGCCCUGGUUCGAGGAGAAAUGUCAGAUACUAAUUAUCGGCCCGGACACUAUUCGAUUGAGCGACCGGAUCUUCAAGGCAGACAAGUACUACAAGGAAAAGCGCUCAAGUCAAGCUCGGCUGGAGGUGUGGAUAAUUGCGAUCCCCGCCACCUUUGAAAAGAGCGUUAAGGACGUUCAACGCCUCAGGUACCGUUCUUAUGCCUCCGCGUUAUUUUCUCUGCAAACGCGCGCAAAAGCAGGGAUUGCUGGGCAAAAGCUUCUCGAAAAUAACCUGAUCAGGCAGAUCAGUUAUACAGGAUUCAAACCACGCAAAGUAUCUGGAGAGUACCUAGAUGUCAAUGUUUUCGAUCUUUUUAACACGACCACACAUCGGUAUCUAGAAACACAUCUAAUUGGGCUUGAAUUUGCGGGAAUGGAAUUUGCCAUCGAGUGGAACAUCAAGGAUCCAAUGUCGAAGGAUCACUGCUGGAAGGCAAGUCACGGACUUCCUUACAUUGAGGCUGCUAGCCCUCGCGACACCAAGGUAGCCGUGAAAGACCGUUGGCGUCAUCCAAAACCUCAAAGCCUGCUCGCCCUGAACUCUUGCGCUUUGUCGCAACAGCGGAAGUACUUAGGGCUCGAUGACACCGACCCAAUAGCAGUAGAUACGGAGCCAGAGACAAGUAGAGUCCAAGGCCGCGGUCUCAAGGCCUUGCAGGUCAUCAGAUUGCCAGCUGGCGUCCCCUACAAUACCACGGCCCGCUUAGCCACAGAUCUCAGAGCUACAGAUCCCUGA